UCCUCCGCUCCAUCCACUGCCUCACCCCCUUCUUCUCCUGCUUGCCAGAUUUUCUCACAGUUUCGCUGCAUCCUUACGACCAUAGUCACUAUGGUGAGAGAUGAUCUCUGCAUCACAAUUCCUAGCUUCUUCAGGUGCCCAAUAUCGCUCGACGUCAUGAAAUCCCCCGUCAGCCUCUGCACCGGCGUGACGUACGAUCGUUCCAGUAUCCAACGCUGGCUCGACGACGGCAACAACACCUGCCCCGCCACCAUGCAGGUGCUCCAAUCCAAGGAAUUUGUCCCUAACCUUACUCUCCAGAGGCUUAUCCGGAUCUGGACUGACUCCGUUCGACGACCGAUCGAAUCUGCCGGCUCCCCGGCUGCCAAAUCAGUCCCGUCCCAGGACCAAGUCGUCGACGCUGUCCGAGAUUUGGAAGGCACGAGCGGAAACACUUUGUACUCCCUCGCUGGAAUUCUAUCCUUUGCCGAAGAAUCCGAAGAGAACCGCGAAUUCCUCGCCAACAUAGCUGGAUUGGUACCUUUGCUCGUUGGUUUCCUCGACAAUGUCGAUGGUGGAAUUACUCGGAGCGUUGAAUUUCUUGAGAAAGCUGUCAGGGCUUUGGGUUUGGUCAUUAAUAAAGCAAAAGAUGACGAGACAUUGAGGCAUUCGAUUGUGAAGAGCCAGCAAGGCAAUUGUUUAGCUUCUCUACUUCUUGUCCUGCAACGAGGCAGCUCUGAUUCGAAAAUUGCGUCGGCUAAGAUUUUGAAAUUCGCCGCUAUGGACGUGGAAUCGAAAAUCCUUAUCGCUGAAAAGGAAGGCCUAAUUCAUGAAUUGCUUAAAAUGACGACAUCAGACAAAGAUGCGAUGCUAAUCGAGAACGGCUUAUCCUGCUUGGUGGCGAUCUCAACGCCGAAACGAAACAAGGCGAGAUUAAUCCACCUCGGGGCUGUGAAGAAAUUAUCGGAAUUGCUUUCGGAGUCGAAGUGGAGCGUUUCCAUCACCGAGAAUGUGCUGAAGCUGCUAGAAAUGGUGUCGACGACCAAGGAAGGAAGGUUGCAGAUUUGCGAGGACCCAACUUGCCUGGCAUCGAUAUUGCAGAAGGUCCUGAAGGUGUCAAAUGUCGCAACGGAGCACGCAGUGACUAUACUUUGGAGCGUGUGUUAUCUAUUUCGUGAUCAGAAGGCGCAGGAAGCGGUGACGAAGGCGAACGGUUUGACCAAGAUUCUGCUCUUGAUGCAGAGCAAUUGUUCGCCGGGAGUUCGCCAAAUGUGUGCCGAUUUGCUCAAGAUUUUCAGGGUUAACUCCAAAUCAUGCCUCUCUUGCUACCACACCAAGACCACCCAUAUAAUGCCCUUCUGAUCUUCUGAUCGAUAUUCCCUUUUACAUCUCUUCUCAUUCGAGAAGAAGCACAGAUAAAAGAAAAAAGAGGAGGUUGUAAAUCUAACGAAAUUUUGUUAGUGAAUAGUCAAACUGAAAAGUGAAAUUCAUUUUUAGCUCGUUUUCCUGUGUCGUCCGACUAGAUCUCUCUUUUUUGCCUUUAACCCUGUUCUACACCGUGAAUGUAUGUGUUGUUGAUAUAUCAUAUCACAGCAGAAACUGAAUAGAAAGGUUUUCUUUCCUUCGGACAAAA
This is a messenger RNA of Neltuma alba, 1612 nucleotides long. Its product is annotated as U-box domain-containing protein 27. The transcript has a single exon. Bases 91 to 1341 code for a protein of 416 amino acids. NCBI's taxonomy places the organism in Eukaryota, Viridiplantae, Streptophyta, Magnoliopsida, Fabales, Fabaceae. Gene Ontology annotation, molecular function: ubiquitin protein ligase activity. Gene Ontology annotation, biological process: protein ubiquitination. The record is from RefSeq and is a predicted model, not a curated record.